CCUCUCAUUAUUGCUACCGGCGAUGGAGGGUUGCCACCGUAAAGUUCAACAUCCGAUUCCGACAGUUUGGAUUUUUCUUUUCUUUUCUUUCUUUUUCACCACCCUUUUCCUCCAAGUCAUUCCACUCGCCAUUCGCCAACCAAAAAAGUCUUUACCGACAACCCAAAAAAAAAAAAAGGAAACAGCUGCGUACUAGUAGCUAAGCGAGUUUUUGCUUCCCAUUCGUGAGCUGUAAAAUUCUGACACACUCACACACACACACACACACACUCUCUCUCUCUCACAGGCAGUGCUUUUUUCUGGAAAACCCUUUUAGCCUCUGCAAUAAUUUCAGAGGAAAGGGGGAAGAUUCAGAGUUGAGAAGGAUGGCGACGUUUGCAGGGACGACGGAGAAGUGCAAGGCUUGCGAGAAGACGGUGUACUUGGUGGAUCAGCUUGCCGCCGACAAUAAAGUCUAUCACAAAGCUUGCUUCCGCUGCCACCAUUGCAAAGGCACCCUCAAGCUGAGUAACUAUUCCUCCUUUGAGGGUGUCUUGUAUUGCAAGCCACACUUCGAUCAGCUAUUCAAGAUGACCGGCAGUUUGGAUAAAAGCUUCGAAGGUAGUAUUAAUUGUUCGGAUCAUUAUUGCUUUUCAUCACGUACACAGAGCAGCAGCAAAAUCUCAAGUAUGUUUGCUGGUACACAAGACAAGUGUGUCGCUUGCAAGAAAACUGUUUAUCCGCUUGAAAAGGUGGCAGUAGAUGGCACAUCAUAUCACAAGGCGUGCUUCAGGUGCACCCAUGGCGGCUGUGUAAUCAGUCCUUCAAACUAUGUGGCCCACGAUCAGCGCCUCUAUUGCAGACACCACCACACCCAGCUCUUCAAGGAGAAGGGCAACUUCAGCCAACUUAGCAAGCAUGAUAAUGGCAAACCGCUGGCUGGAACAGAUUCAGCUGCUGCAUCUGAAUGAUAGAUACUGUAAGGUUUUUAUCGUUGCCCAAAAACAAGUCUCAAAUGUCUGGUUUGCCUUUGGAAUCCAUACCGGACAAGAAGGGCGAAAAGUGAGGAUGAACAGAACUGUUGAAACUCGGUAAUGCAGAAGAGUUCUUUUAAUGGUGAUAUGCAGAAUAUGUUAUUUUCCUGUUUGUCUGCAGGAUCUUGUUUUCUGAGUGUGAGGUGUUUCUGUGACUGUAUGGAUAGACCAUUGGUUUAUCCAGAAAGGUUUUUGGACUUUGGUUAUUUGGUUAUCAAUUCGGUUUGCUGCCA
This is a messenger RNA of Linum tenue, 1246 nucleotides long. NCBI's taxonomy places the organism in Eukaryota, Viridiplantae, Streptophyta, Magnoliopsida, Malpighiales, Linaceae. The record is from the annotation of a GenBank genome assembly.